GAGUAAAGCAUUGUUGCAUUGAAACAAUUCUUUGCAGUAGCACUGACAUAAGCUUACUGAAAAUGAAAAUACUCUGUUUGACCUUCGUCUUGGGUCUUCAUUUGUACUUAGCUGAUGCUGCAUUAAACAAGACAUACGUACCAUAUUGCGGGUCGGCCUUCCUAUUUACAAAAGAUGAUCCAGAGUACUACGAAAACCACGUAGCAGAAGCUUAUGAACAGGUUGCAGACAAAAGUGGGAAGGUUGUUUUUCAGAAAGUCAGGGCUGCAAUGGCACCAGAUCGAAAGCAGUUAGGCAGAAGUGUGGGCUACUUUGACCACUGCAACGAAGUUGAAGGAACCUUGAGCACGAAGAAAGGUCUUGAGAAAUAUGCCCAUUGCCGUUUACCUUUGACUCCAGCACAGACUGAGGCAGCCUCAUAUGCGAUGGCCAAAGACAUCCCUGAUACAACUAAAGGUCUGGCGGAUGCUGCGAAGGCUCUUAAUGAUAAGUUCAAAGGUGCUAGUCAAGUGAAAACUUUCGAGAAAUGCUUGAAGACAUAUAAAGGCUGAGUUUCACGUUGAUAUGAAAACUUUUUUACUGGAAAUACAUCAAUAAAAACAAAUGGAAUUUUCUAUUGUUGAUUAUUAGAG
This is a messenger RNA of Acanthoscelides obtectus, 632 nucleotides long. NCBI's taxonomy places the organism in Eukaryota, Metazoa, Arthropoda, Insecta, Coleoptera, Chrysomelidae. The record is from the annotation of a GenBank genome assembly.